Molecule: messenger RNA, 1359 nt
Organism: Vicia villosa (hairy vetch)
Lineage: Eukaryota; Viridiplantae; Streptophyta; Magnoliopsida; Fabales; Fabaceae
Exons: 3
Coding region: 133-534 (133 amino acids)
Molecular function (GO): cysteine-type endopeptidase inhibitor activity
Source: RefSeq, a predicted model, not a curated record
ACCACAUAACAAACGGAAAAUAAAGUCAAAAUUGAGUUCUGGAAAGAUAAAUCAAAACCUAUUGCAGUCAACGCGUGUGUCGAAUUGUUAAAAGCAAAUAUUGGUCUUUGCUGAAUUGUGAUUCCUUCUAUCAUGUUUGGAUCGAUGGAAAGGGACGACGAAGAAAGGGUCUAUGCUGAGUAUCGAGAGCGAUCUCGUAACCUAAGUCGAUUCGAUGCUAUCGAACCUCCACAAUUUGCAGGUCUAACCGGCUGUAUCUACCCCCUUCACAUAACUGAUGAAGUUCGCAGUUAUCUCAUUCCCCUCUGCAACCUUGCGUUAGACAAGUACAACACCGAGGAGGGUACCAAUUUUGUGUUUGUUGACAUUCUCAAGUCAACCCAUCAAGGUGUUGCUGGGACUAAUUAUUUUAUCACCUUUCAAGCAAAAUAUCCAUACGGCCCUCUUGUAACUUUCCAGGCCUAUGUUUUUGUCAAGUUGCCCUGUUAUGGAGGACAGCCUGUCGUCCAGUCAUGUGCUAUUAAGCCUACAUAAGUAACGCAUACACCAUGGUAAUAAUGUUGCAACAGUAGUGCUAUGCAUGCUUACAUAUUUAACUUUGGUUAUAUUUUUUUUUAUAUUCUACUUGAUUAUGGUAUUUGGAAUGUGCUUCAGCCUUUUUUUUUUCAUUCUUGGCAAAUAUUAGAAACCAGCAUUGGGCCUGGCAAUGGCAAUACUAAGUUUCAAAAGAGAUUGGAAUUUGUUGUUAAAUAACUCAUUUUUGUUGUUUGUACUGACACUGUUAUUUGACACUAUACGGACUCUGAUAUGUCAACAUAGAUAAUAAUUUAAAGAAAAAAAAAAGAGUAAACUGAAUGUUCAUGGAUGUCAUGCCAUGCCAACACUGUUGGACACCGGACACGCUUUUGUUGAGAGGUGUGGUGUUCGUGAAUAAUACAACAGUAGUUCCUUUUUACUUGAACCAGAAAGUGCCAGAGGUGUGUGCGAAAUGAAGGCACCUACCUCACUAUGAGCCAAUGAAUAUACUAAAUUGAAAGAAGAUAUUUAAUAUUAUUGUGUAUAAGUUAGAGAUAAGCUUCACUACAAAUUAACCAAGCAUGGCCUGCAAAUCACACCCUCAAACAGAAGAAGACCAUAUUGUUCUGUACUUUUAUUCUUUGGCACCAAAUUCCCAUAACUUAUUAACUUCUCCUCCUAAUUAAGGUUCAGUUGGCUAAACCUAUAAUACUUCAACAUCCAGUCAAUGACAAUUACCAGUGUAGCAACCUUGGAGCUCUAGGCCACUACUUGAGUUGAGUUACCAGCAUAGCCAACUACCUGCACCUCCAACACAAUGGCCCAGUUUGCCUUCACAGCCUU